AUGACAAUUGCUUUCCCCGUUGCGUUCGACAUGCCCUCGCUCAGGUCAUCCCCAAUCACCCGCAAAGCUUUUCGCCGGACAGAUGACUACACACCGGGCACUUCGAAAGUUCAGUUGGUGACAGAAGAUCUCCCAUCCCCGCUGACACCGAACGCGGUCUUGAUCAAGGUCCAUGCCGUGUCGCUCAACUACCGCGAUGCAAACAUUGCCAAUGGCGGCAAUCCCUGGCCCGUGAUCCCUCACGGAAUUCUUUGCAAUGAUGCGGCAGGCGAAGUUGUUGCAGUUGGGCAGCGAGUCACGAAAUUCCAGGUUGGUGACCGCGUAGCACCAAUCAUCGACACAAAGAACUUGACGGGGAGGGAAGCUGGCCGCUCAUGGCUUGCCGCAGAUGAAGACGGUGUCUUAGCCGAUUUUAUAGUCUUCGACGAAGAGGUCGUGGUCCGGCUGCCAGAGUACUUGGAUUGGACCGAAGCAUCGAUUAUCCCCUGCGCUGGGACGACAGCCUGGGCAGCACUCCAGGGCUUCGGCAUUGGCAGCAGCGUGCUCAUUCAAGGAACUGGGGGUGUCAGCAUGGUUGCCCUAAAGCUGGCUAGAGCUGCGGGAAUGAAAGUCAUCUUGACCUCUUCUAGCGACGAGAAGCUCAAGACUAUCGCCGCGAGGUACAAAGAGCCUGAGUUGAUGACAGUAAACUACAAAACCAAUGAGAAUUGGCACGAGGAGGUCCUUCGGUUUACGAAUGGCGUUGGAGUGGAUUUGGUCAUCGAGAUUGGAGGUGCCACCAGUAUCGUGCCGAGCUUGAAGUGUACGAGGAGAGGGGGAACGAUAAGUUCAGUGGGAUACCUGAGUGGCAAGAAGGAUAUCCCGAAUGAGAUGCUGUCGUUGCUUAUCGAUCGGAGAGUGAACCUCAGAGGCAUCAACGCGGGGUCCCGGAUCGACAUGGAGGAGCUUGUUGCGGCACUGGAAGCGACAAGAAUUCGGUUUGACGACAUCAUUGAUGAUGUUAGGCAGUUCGAGGAGGCCGAGCAGGCGAUACGAUACUUGUGGGAAGGUAAGGUUGUUGGAAAGCUGGUUCUUAGCAUUCAUCACGAAUGA
Molecule: messenger RNA, 1092 nt
Organism: Cercospora beticola
Lineage: Eukaryota; Fungi; Ascomycota; Dothideomycetes; Mycosphaerellales; Mycosphaerellaceae
Product: zinc-dependent alcohol dehydrogenase family protein
Molecular function (GO): oxidoreductase activity
Source: RefSeq, a predicted model, not a curated record